This is a messenger RNA of Diospyros lotus (date-plum), 435 nucleotides long. RefSeq lists its product as uncharacterized. The coding region runs from base 67 to 324 and encodes 85 amino acids. Lineage: Eukaryota; Viridiplantae; Streptophyta; Magnoliopsida; Ericales; Ebenaceae. The transcript has a single exon. The record is from RefSeq and is a predicted model, not a curated record.
CUGAUUCUGAUUUCACCUCUCUAAUUAUAUAUUAUUUAUUAUUUCUACACCAAUAAUAAUAAUAAUAUGUAUAGAACAUUAAGCACUUCCCGGAUCAUCUCCGACGACUUCUCCGUCAACGUCAACUUGUCGCCGGCUGCAAGGGGCUUUUCGCCCGCAAAGUCCUCCUCGGCUACCAAUGGCCUGCCUGUUCUCCACCCUCUGAUUUCCCACGCCACCAAGAAGGACAACUCCCGCCGGGCAGAGAACGCAGUUCACCUUAUCCCAUUGCUUCUGUUUCUCUGUGCUUUCAUUCUUUGGGUCUUCUCUACGCCAAUCAACUGAUGUCCGAAUUAUAUAUGUCUAGUUAAUUAUUAUUAUGUGAACAUCGUUUGGUUAUGUAUCGCUGCCCAUUUUGUUGAGUUCCACCGUUUCUGAAUGAAGACAACCCAGAAA